Messenger RNA from Adineta steineri, 880 nucleotides. Lineage: Eukaryota; Metazoa; Rotifera; Eurotatoria; Adinetida; Adinetidae. The record is from the annotation of a GenBank genome assembly.
AUGCUAACACUACUUAACAUUGCUUUGUCGUGUAUUGAUGUGCUUGACAUUAUAUAUAUAUAGGCUUCUGCUUGAUUUUUAAUUUCUCUUUAUCUGUCUAUAAAUAAUAGAACAAAAUCUUAGUACAUUAAAUCAAGAUGUAUCAUCAAUGGGUAUUGAAUUACCAUCGAAAAAUAUCAAAUCAACUAUAGCACUUUUGGAACGUUCCAGUAUUGAAUGGCAAACAAAAUUAGCACGUCUUACAGAACAACUUGGUCGAAGUGAAAGUCAAUCGAGAAAUUAUCAAAGAGAAUUAACAAAAUGCCAAAAACAAUUAUAUCAAGCUGGUUUAGCUGAAUCAUCGAUGCGUCAGCGUCGACAUAGUGCAGAUGAUUCAGUUAUACUGGGUUUAAAUGAAUCAAAUAAAAAAAAUGAUGAUCUUACAAAAAUCGAAAAUAUCGAUGAACUUAAAGAAAUAGUUCGUAAUCAACGUAAAUAUCUACAACAAUUACAAACACAUGUUCGUAUUAAUACACCAGAUCUACUUCAAUUACCAACAUUAGAAAAAUUUAAUGAACAAAUUCAAAAUUUAAAUCUUGUUAUUGAUACUUAUAAAAAUGAAUCGAAAUUACUUAAAAAUGAACUUCAAAAACUCUAUACAACUAUUGAACAUAACAAAAUUACGUCGCAACAAUAUGAAAAACGUUUUAAAGAUCAACAAAUUUCUUUUGAACAAUUAAAAAAUCUAUUACAAAAAUAUGAACAAAUAAUACAAAAACAUAAUCUUCAUAUACCAAUAUUUGAUGAAAGAAAAGAACAUUUAAUGAAUCCAACUGAUGAGUAUAUUAUCGACUUAGAUAUUGAUAUUAUACAAGGAAAUAAUAAAAAAAAAAGUAGAUAG